This is a messenger RNA of Drepanopeziza brunnea f. sp. 'multigermtubi' MB_m1, 3465 nucleotides long. Lineage: Eukaryota; Fungi; Ascomycota; Leotiomycetes; Helotiales; Drepanopezizaceae. The record is from RefSeq and is a predicted model, not a curated record.
AUGGCUCAAAGAGUCAUUGGCAUGCAAGAUAUUGCCAAUCCACUCAACCACACCAUUUUCUAUGUUCUCGACACUAUCCCGCGGGAGCUCGAAGUCGAUCGCACGACCCGAGCAACAUCCACGCCCUUUUCUACAUAUGUAAGCUCGCAGAAGGACAAUGAGCCAGCUGUUUCUCCAGAGGGCGAGGCGACUCCGCUUGGCGAUGAGCCCGAACCUACACAUCGCCAGAUUGCAGAGGGAUAUGGUGGUCUCAGGGAUAGGCCGAUUUCGAGUUCCAAAAGUACCCUCAAGGCCUUAAGAGAGUCUCUUAUUGCCGCGGGCGAAGCUUUGCCAGCCGGUUCAUCCUCUAGGAAGAGGAAACCCAAUAAAGACUCCACGAAAGGUUCAACGAAAACUCGCCAUACUCCAGAUUCUGCGCCCAAAGAGAAGCACAAGCCAACCAAAGCAACUAAGCAAACAUCCGCUGAAGUUUUGGAAGAAGGGAAAAAGAACAAUCUACGUGUGAAGAAGGAGGGCAAAACAAAAAUAAAGGGAUCGAGGUCGAUAAGUCUGGACACGGCAGCUUCUUCAAAUGCAGGCCCGCAUGGGUUGGAUGUCGAGCUGAAGUCGGAGGAUAGUUCACAAGUCGGCAAAGGAAAGAAAAAAAAUAACAAGAUGGCAGCUUCCACUCCACUUUCGACCGAGCAAGCUUCCCCUUCUACUGGGGGCCUGACUAGCAAAGUAUCCGGAAGUGCAUCAAAGUCUACAUCGCGGUUGGAGCUUCCGACAUUGACCUUGCGCAAAGUUACUCUUCCGAACGGGUCUAAUAAUAAGCCGGUCAGAACCUGGCGUGUGACAAAUGAAGAUGGUCGCGAGUAUACAAUCACACGGACUGAGAAUAAACCGCAGUCCGGAGCGCAAGUCGACAAGCUCGUGCCAUUUUUUGCCCACAAUCCAGGUCUUGCUGAAAACCCCUGCCUGAAGAGGCACCUGGAAACAAGUUCACCGGAGGAACUCUCUGCGCUGCAACCUCACCUCGCUAACGGGGUUGAGGAUCUGCUUUCAAACGCAAAAGCCAAGACUGAAUCUACACGAGCAUCUCCUGCUACGAAACGGAGUUCAGCAGAUGCCAAAGCCACCGUAGAGAGUGUCGACCGGCCCCCUUUAGGCCCUAUCAAAGCUACAAAAGGACUUAUUGAUGAAGAGAUCAAGACCAUAUCGGCAGGUGAUCUUCACCUGGUACCACUUGACAGCGAGCCUCUCCAGGUCCCUCGACUAUCUUAUGGAUUGGAAAGAGUCCUGUUCAAUCCGGGUGUAUAUCAGCUUCAAGAUCCUCGUUCAAAGGUCUUCAAUUUCGAUCCCUACUUACAGACAAUCAUGCCCGCUAGCGAGUUUGAUUUCGAUGCCCUCAAGCAAUACAUUACGUCUUCCCGUGACAAGAAACUACUCGGGAAAGCUGUAGCAGAAAAGAAGAAGUAUACAGGUUCUACAUCUAGUAUGACAUCUGCUCUGGCUCAUUUCCACUUCCUCCUAUCUCAAUGGCGCGCAAUAAACACCAGAAACCUGUCAAAGAUGUUCCCCGUUCCACACCACACCUUCACCGCGCUGCAACGCGGCCCCGCUGCUAUCUUCUUACGCUGGAGGAAUGGAGCAUAUGCUAUUGAUGCAGACAAGCAAUACGAUACUGCCAAUAUUCUGAUGAUGCUUGGAAAGUCCAUGGAGAAACUUCUCACGCUUUCCACCAAGGACUUUGAGAAAUACCGGAAAUCAAACCCCGGCGUGAUCACAGACGAAGAAAAAACCGCUGAUGAUCAAUUCCAUUACACAGGGAUGGGCGAUUUCCUUAUGAGAUCGCAACUAGAUGCAUAUGAUCCGCGAAUCCCUGGGACUGGUAUGUUCGAUCUCAAGACUAGGUCCGUCGUCUCAGUACGAAUGGAUAUCGAUGACUACGAGGAAGGUCGUGGUUACGAGAUCCGAGGUCUACAUGGGAAAUGGGAGUCUUUUGAGAGAGAGUACUAUGACAUGAUUCGUUCAGCAUUCUUGAAGUACUCUCUACAAGUCAGAAUGGGUCGUAUGGAUGGCAUCUUCGUGGCAUACCACAACACGGAAAGAAUCUUCGGUUUCCAGUAUAUCAGCCUCCCGGAGAUGGACUUUGCUUUGCACGGAACCAAGGACACUACCCUUGGAGAUGCAGAGUUCAAGCUGAGUGUGGAGCUGCUCAACCGGGUACUGGAACGAGCUACGACUAAGUGGCCUGAACAGUCGUUACGCCUUCACUUCGAGACGCGUGAUACAGAGACGCCAUUCACAUAUGUGUUCGCAGAACCCAUGGUCGAGGAGGAGAUCGAGCUGAUCCAAAAGACCAACAAAGCGAAGAUUGAUGCGUUUGAGGAACGAGUUUUGGGCCUGGCAACGAAAGAGGUCUCGCCUGAGGAGCAGCUGAAAGAGUGGGAGAGCAUCCGGGCUAGCGUGGAAGAGAGCGUGGAGCAGGAUGAAGAGUCUGUCAUCCUGGAGGAGGAUAAGAAAGAACUGGAGGAGAUACUCGAGACUACUGGUCUUGAAGAAGAUACUCUCGUCGCUGAAAAUGACUUGAUCGAUAAGGAUGUCGAGGAGGCCAAGGGGGAGCUUGAGGUAGAGAAAGUGGACGAGGAGCUCGCAGCGGCCGACGCCGAAGACUUGGUUUCUGCUCUCGAAACUGAGGAGGAUCUCGAAUCUGCGGCCUUUUCCGAAUCCGAACAGCGUGCAGAGGUGUUCAAGGAGCCUGAGGCUGACAGCGCAGACGAGAGCUCCGCAGAAGAAAAGCUCGACGAUGCUUCGGAAACGAAAGUUGAUGGGGUCGAUUCCGCCGACGAGCUGGCCAGCAAGCCCAGGUCGAAAACCAUCAGAAAAUUUAGUGGAGAGAUCAUGGCUAUGACCCUUACUAUCCGCAACAAAGUCAACGGGAAGUACAUCGAGAGACCUGAGAAUCUCACGGAAGAUGACAAGUGGGAGGUGGAGUACGCCUUGGCGGAGAUCCCUGGCCAGGAUCGGGUUCUGUCGUUGUAUAAGGCUACGCAGUUGCGGCGCAUGAGGACGCUGGAGAAGUCGCCCGAUCGUGACAAGACCGGUGAUUAUUUUAUCGAGCAAAUCAGGAAGUAUAACCAGAAGGGAAGGGAGUAUAGGCAGAAAAUGAAUGAGUUGGAGAAAGACAAGGUGGCGCAGGUAGUGGAUCAGCCGAUCGAGAAAGUGUCCACGCCGAAGGAGGUGGAGGUGGAAGUUGAGGAGACCUUCGAGCAGGGGGAAGCUGUGGGCCAGACCUCGCAGCAGAAAGAGAGUGCGGGCGAGAUCUCAGAGCAAAAGGAAGUCAUAGGCGAGACUUCCGAACAGAACGAGGAUAUGGCCGAGACCUCGGAGCAGAACGAGGGUGUGGCUGGAAAUUCGGAUCAAAACGAAGUUUUGGGGGCUGUGGUUGAUGACUCCAUUACGCCUGAAGAGGUCAAAAAAUAG